GCGGUCCCCAUCCCUACGGAAACCCGGCCCACCCAGCCUUUGUUGUAGAAACUGCACUCGGAGCCAUAUUUGCUUUCAGCCAAAGGCAGACGUGGUCGCCGGAUCAGAAGGGCAGGGGCGGACCCGAAACCCGCCGUGAGCCCCACUUCUCCACCGCGCUCCUUCCUGGACUCUAGAGGAAGAGAAAGUGCGCUCGACCACCUAAGGCCUGCGUCUCCACCUUCCACCUUCUCAAUCUGCAGCAAGAUGUCACAAGGGCUUCCCCGCAGCUAUGAUUUUUAACACCAUGCCCCGGGCCAGGAGCCUCAGGGUGCUCGUUCGGGAAAAUGGGAGCCAAAUCAGGAUCACCCCAUGCGCCCCCGCACCCCGCCCCCGCUGGUUCCAACGCCCGGGCACACCUAGAGCGGGGGGGGGGGGCCCUGAGGUGGACUUCCCGCGCCUCCUCGCAGCUUCCCUCCAACUCCACUAAACGGGCCCCAGGGGCACAGAGACGACACCACUGUCCCCGAGGCAGUCCGGUACCGGUCCCCGCUCCCGAGCUCCGCCAGAGCGCGCGAGGGCUUCUAGCGGCCGCCCCUCCCCCACCGCAGGGGCGGGGCCCCGCGCCCACCGGAAGGAGCGGGCGCGGGGCGGGCGGUGCUGAUUGGCCGGGGCGGGCCUGACGCCGCCGCCGCUAUAAGAGACCGCAAGCUACCCGCUGCGCCAGACGUUCUUCGCCGAGAGUCGUCGGGGUUUCCUGCUUCAACAGUGCUUGGACGGAACCCGGCGCUCGUCCCCAAUCCCGGCCGGCCGCCCAUAGCCAGCCCUCCGUCACCUCUUCACCGCGUCCUCGGACCGCCCCAAGGCCCCCGCCGCCGCUCCAGCGCCGCGCAGCCACCGCCGCCGCCGCCUGUCCUUAGCCUCCGCCAUGACGACCGCGUCCACCUCGCAGGUGCGCCAGAACUACCACCAGGACUCAGAGGCCGCCAUCAACCGCCAGAUCAACCUGGAGCUCUACGCUUCCUACGUUUACCUGUCCAUGUCUUACUACUUUGACCGCGAUGAUGUGGCUUUGAAGAACUUUGCCAAAUACUUUCUUCACCAAUCUCAUGAGGAAAGGGAACAUGCCGAGAAACUGAUGAAGCUGCAGAACCAACGAGGUGGCCGAAUCUUCCUUCAGGAUAUUAAGAAACCAGACUAUGACGACUGGGAGAGCGGGCUGAAUGCGAUGGAGUGUGCUUUACAUUUGGAAAAAAAUGUGAAUCAGUCACUACUGGAACUGCACAAACUGGCCACUGACAAAAAUGACCCCCAUUUGUGUGACUUCAUUGAGACACAUUACCUGAAUGAGCAGGUGAAAGCCAUCAAAGAAUUGGGUGACCACGUGACCAACUUGCGCAAGAUGGGAGCACCCGAAUCUGGCUUGGCAGAGUAUCUCUUUGACAAGCACACCCUGGGAGACAGUGAUAAUGAAAGCUAAGCCUCAGGCUAAUUUCCCCAUAGCCAUGGGGUGACUUCCCUGGUCACCAAGGCAGUGCAUGCAUGCUGGGGUUUCCUUUACCUUUUCUAUAAGUUGUACCAAAACAUCCACUUAAGUUCUUUUGAUUUGUACCAUUCCUUCAAAUAAAGAAAUUUGGUACCCAG
Messenger RNA from Piliocolobus tephrosceles (Ugandan red Colobus), 1623 nucleotides. It is a transcript of the gene FTH1, whose product is annotated as ferritin heavy chain 1. The record is from RefSeq and is a predicted model, not a curated record. The coding region runs from base 908 to 1459 and encodes 183 amino acids. Gene Ontology annotation, molecular function: ferric iron binding; ferrous iron binding. The transcript is spliced from 4 exons. Gene Ontology annotation, biological process: intracellular iron ion homeostasis; iron ion transport. Gene Ontology annotation, cellular component: cytoplasm. Lineage: Eukaryota; Metazoa; Chordata; Mammalia; Primates; Cercopithecidae.